Ogataea haglerorum is the source of this 201-nucleotide messenger RNA. RefSeq lists its product as uncharacterized. The coding region runs from base 1 to 201 and encodes 66 amino acids. The record is from RefSeq and is a predicted model, not a curated record. Gene Ontology annotation, biological process: mitochondrial electron transport, ubiquinol to cytochrome c. NCBI's taxonomy places the organism in Eukaryota, Fungi, Ascomycota, Pichiomycetes, Pichiales, Pichiaceae. The transcript has a single exon.
AUGUAUUCCGCCAUCUUCAACACCUUCUUCAAGAGAAACGCAGCAUUUGUUGGAACCGUGUUUGCGGGUGCGUUUGUGUUUCAAGCGUACUUUGAUGCUGCUGUGACCAGCUGGUACGAAAACAGAAAUAAGGGCAAGCUAUGGAAGGACGUCAAGCUCCAAUUGCAAGCCGGUGAUGAUGAAGACGAAGACGACGAGUAA